CUCGGAUCAGACUGCGUCAUACUGUUUGUGUAGUUGCUGUUCACUCUUACUGCCUCAUGGGAGGAGAGCAGGAUAAAGUUUACUCAAGAGGACCAAUAAGAAAAUAAGAAAAUUAAUUGAAGAUCAUAAUGCCUCCCAAGAAAAAAAGUCACGCUGCAGUUGAGGUUGAUGAUGUUGGGAUGGAAGUUGAUGCAGUGUCAGAGGAUGAUAGUGAAGAGGAGGCCAGGAGAAAAACUAAAAACAGAAGAGCCAAAGCCCAACGCAAACCCAAACGGGUUAGUGACGACGAGGAGGAGGAAGAAGAAGAGGACGAGGCACCGAAGAGGAAGGCGCGAAAAAAGAAACGCAAACCACAGGACAGUGAUGAAGAAGAAGACGAGGAAGAUAACAGGAGUGUGAAAAGCAAAAGUUCAAAAGCCUCGAGGAAAAAAGCUGCUAAGGAGGAGAGUGAUGAGGAGAGCGAAGAUGACAAAAAGAAGAAGAAAAAUGGAGGCAAGGCUGUGUCCAAAAAGGGCAAAGAAGAACAGAAUGAUAAGAAGAAGGGAAAUGCUAAAGGGAGUGGAGGGAAGAAUAAAGGUGGAGAGAAGGACAAGAAAAAGAAGAAUGGGAACAGCUCUUCUUCCUCUGAUGAUGAUGAAGAAUCUAUGUCGGAGGGAGAGAUGGCAGCCUUGAAGGAAGAGGUAGAAGAGAAAAAGAAACUGAUUGCUACAUUAAGAAACAAACCAUGGCGCAUGCAGAGGAGACUCAUUCAACUCAAGGAGGCUCAGGAGUUUGUUGAAAAGUUUGAAGGAGCUCUGGGAAAAGGCAAAGGCAGGAAAUGGUAUGCAUAUAAAGUCAUGAUGACCAAGAAACUUAUCAAGUUUAAACGUGACUUUGAGAACUUCAAAACUGCCUGUAUACCGUGGGAGAGGAAGAUAAAAGAAGUAGAAAGCCACUUUGGAUCAUCUGUGGCAUCCUACUUCAUCUUCCUGCGGUGGAUGUAUGGCCUGAAUCUGGUCCUGUUUGGGUUCAUGUUUGGUCUCGUGGUGCUGCCUGAGAUCCUUAUGGGUCUUCCUUAUGGGUCUCUCCCCCGGAAGACUGUGCCCCGAGAAGAACAGGCAACAGCUAUGGACUACGCUGUUCUUUUUGACUUUAAUGGAUACUGCAAAUACUCCUUUCUGUUCUACGGGUUCUACAACAGUGACCGAAUGAUAGGGGUGUUGAAGUUCAGAUUGCCCCUGUCGUACCUACUGGUGGGUGUUGGGAUUUUUGGAUACAGCCUGAUGGUUGUUAUUAGAACGAUGGCUCGAAACGCAAAUGAAGGUGGAGAUGGAGCGGAAGAAGGCCAGUUUACCUUCAGCUGGAAAAUGUUCACCAGCUGGGAUUAUCUGAUUGGAAACCCUGAGACUGCAGACAAUAAAUAUGCCUCCAUUACCACCAGCUUCAAGGAAUCAAUUGUGGAUGAACAGGAAAACCAAAAAGAUGAGAACAUACAUCUCCGUCGGUUUCUUAGAGUUCUGGCAAACUUUCUGAUCCUGUGCAGCCUUGGAGGCAGUGGAUUCCUCAUCUACUUUGUAGUGAAACGUUCUCAGGACUUUGCUGAGAGGGAUAACGAUGAGCUUUCGUGGUUUGAAAAGAAUGAAGUUGAGUUUGUGAUGUCUCUUCUGGGGCUGGUGUGUCCUCCUCUGUUUGAAACCAUCGCUGAGCUGGAGGAUUAUCACCCACGUAUUGCUCUUAAGUGGCAGCUGGGACGCAUCUUUGCCUUGUUUUUGGGAAACCUUUACACCUUCCUUUUUGCCCUGUUUGAUGAAGUCACUGCAAAGUUGGAGAAAGAGAAGUCCAUCAAAAAUGAGACAAUAUGGGCGCUGAAUGCGUACUAUGCCAACUACAGCUCCUUCUACAACACUACAGAUGUGCCUCCUCCAGAUGUGCACCCAGCCGACGUCAUCAGAGGACCCUGCUGGGAAACUGGAGUGGGAAUAGAAUUUGUCAAGCUGAUUGUGUCUGACAUGCAAGUAACCUACUUGACCAUCCUGAUUGGUGACUUUGUAAGAGCGGUCAUUGUCCGUUUUCUCAACUACUGCUGGUGCUGGGAUCUGGAGGCUGGAUUUCCUUCGUACGGAGAGUUUGACAUCAGCGGCAAUGUGCUGGGACUUAUCUUCAAUCAAGGAAUGAUAUGGAUGGGAGCGUUUUAUGCUCCAGGUCUGGUGGGUCUGAAUGUUCUGCGUCUCCUGACCUCCAUGUAUUACCAGUGCUGGGCUGUGAUGUCCUGUAACGUCCCUCAUGAGCGAGUCUUCAAAGCCUCCCGCUCUAAUAACUUCUACAUGGGCCUAUUGCUGCUUGUCCUUUUCCUCAGUCUACUGCCUGUCGUCUACACCAUCAUGACUUUGCCACCGUCCUUUGACUGUGGGCCAUUUAGUGGCCAGGAAAAGAUGUAUGACGUGGUAAUGGAGACUAUAGAAAAUGAUCUACCUUCCUUCAUAGGAAACAUAUUUACAUAUGCAACCAACCCUGGACUCAUCAUGCCUGCAGUUCUUCUCAUGGUGUUGGCCAUCUACUAUCUGAAUGCAGUGUCUAAAGGCUAUCAACAAGCAAACUUGGACCUGAAGAGAAAAAUGCAGAUGGCCCGAGAUGAGGAGAAGAACCGCAGGAACAACAAGGACAGCACCAACCAAGUGAUGAAAGACCUGGAGGCGCUACUUCCAAACAAAUCUUUGAUACCGCCUCCCACCGAAGAAGAUGAGCUAGAAGUACCUGAUGUUGUGGUUGAAAAGAGCAGCAAGUCUCCAAAAAUAAAGCCAGGUGCAGUUGCAAAUGGGAAAGGAGUAAAUCUGCAAAAGGAAGUAUCACUGGCUGCCUCAAACCCCAGAGGUCCAGUGACCCGUGCCCCAGGACCAAGAGGGGGAAAUGCACGGGGGCCUCAGCCUGGGCCUGAGAAAGGCCGAGGUCGGUCUGCAAGAUAAGAGCUGCGAUUCAUGGACUUAAAGACACACGAUACUUAAAACUCACCACAGACAACCUGGGGAGGGGAGACUGCCACAGGAAUAAUUAUUCCAUUGUUAAAUGUUGAUAUCUAGUACGAAUCAGGGUUUCUGCAGGUUUAAACAAAUCAAAUUUGACAUUUUUCACUAUUCUGAAUAUAAUACAAGAACUGUUUUACAUUCACUAGCCCUAGAGCUGAACUUUGUUGAUGUUCGUAGUGUGAAAACAGAACAAUAUUAUGUGAUAGCACAUGUUUCCUGGUGACUUUUUUUGAAUGAAAGCCUUGUUUUUCCAAUUUCCUGUGCCACUAUACUUUAUAUGCAGUGUUCCUAAUUUGAGCCUUGGGGUUCAUGUUCAUCAGUUUUAACUUAGCACUUAAUCCAAUCAACUUUAAGACUGGUUAAAAGCACAUUAGAAUCACAUUAUUGGAUUUGUUUUGGACCUGCAGAAUCUCUGCUAAAUGUAUUACUCAAUUAUUCACCAGUGAUAAAAACAAAAUGAAUGCAAUGGCAGUCAAACCCUCCUCUCAAACUUUAAUGUGUAAAAAUGGACAAGAAAGAACCUGCAGUCUUUGCUAAACAAAAGCACAGCUGUUAACCUGCUGUAACACUGAUGAAUAGAAAGAAAAUCAUCAUGUUUACGGUAUUGAAAUCAGUUUACUGGUUAUGAAUAUGGGUCAACAGAUUCAUUGAUUUCAUUUGGAAAUCCCUGUGAAUAAUUUGUAAAAUGUAUUACUGCUUUUUGUACAAGGUCUAUUAAAAUAUUUAUUUCUGUCAUCAAAGUGCUAUUCUUGAUUUUACAUC
Messenger RNA from Sphaeramia orbicularis (orbiculate cardinalfish), 3764 nucleotides. RefSeq names its product transmembrane channel-like 2b (gene tmc2b). Gene Ontology annotation, biological process: detection of mechanical stimulus involved in sensory perception of sound; vestibular reflex. Gene Ontology annotation, cellular component: plasma membrane. The record is from RefSeq and is a predicted model, not a curated record. Gene Ontology annotation, molecular function: mechanosensitive monoatomic ion channel activity. NCBI's taxonomy places the organism in Eukaryota, Metazoa, Chordata, Actinopteri, Kurtiformes, Apogonidae. The transcript is spliced from 21 exons. The coding region runs from base 129 to 2942 and encodes 937 amino acids.